Molecule: messenger RNA, 4449 nt
Organism: Puma concolor (puma)
Lineage: Eukaryota; Metazoa; Chordata; Mammalia; Carnivora; Felidae
Source: RefSeq, a predicted model, not a curated record
AUGCCGGGGCCGCCGGCGUUGCUGCUACUGCCGCUGCUCCUGGCCGCCGGCAGUGCCGGGGCCGCGCCACUUCCGCAAACAGGUGCAGGUGAGCGGGCACCUGCUGCAGAAGUUUCCUCCUCUUUUGUGAUCCUGUCUGUGUGCAGUUUAAUGAUAUUAAUAGUGUUAAUUGCAAACUGUGUAUCCUGCUGUAAGGACCCGGAAAUAGACUUCAAGGAAUUUGAAGAUAAUUUUGAUGAUGAGAUAGAUUUCACACCACCAGCAGAAGACACUCCGUCUGUCCAGUCCCCAGCAGAAGUUUUCACACUUUCAGUACCAAAUAUCUCCCUACCAGCUCCGUCGCGGCUCCAGCCUUCCGUCCUCCUUGGAGAGAUUUACACAGGCACUAGUGUAGCGAGAGUAAUAGUGAAGGAGUUAAAAGCGAGCGCGAGCCCAAAGGAACAAGAUACUUUUUUGAAAAAUGGCGAGCCUUACUAUGUUCUUCAGCAUCCAAAUAUUCUUCAGUGUGUUGGACAAUGUGUAGAAGCAAUUCCCUAUCUCCUGGUGUUUGAGUUCUGUGACCUGGGUGACCUAAAAGCUUACCUGCGCAACGAGCAAGAGCACGUGAGGGGGGACUCGCAGACCAUGCUGCUGCAGCGGAUGGCCUGCGAGAUCGCGGCGGGCCUGGCCGCCAUGCACAAGCUGCACUUCCUGCACAGUGAUUUAGCCCUGCGGAAUUGUUUCCUUACCUCGGAUCUAAAUGUGAAAGUGGGAGAUUAUGGGAUAGGACUCAGCAGGUACAAGGAGGAUUAUAUUGAAACAGAUGAUAAAAAAAUUUUCCCUCUGCGAUGGACUGCUCCAGAACUAGUAACCAGCUUUCAAGACAGACUACUAACUGCAGAUCAAACGAAAUAUAGUAAUAUCUGGUCCCUAGGUGUGACACUUUGGGAACUCUUUGAUAAUGCUGCUCAGCCUUAUUCCAACCUCUCCAACUUAGAUGUUCUCAAUCAGGUCAUUCGAGAGAGAGACACAAAACUCCCUAAGCCCCAGCUGGAGCAGCCUUAUUCUGACAGAUGGUAUGAAGUUUUGCAGUUCUGCUGGCUGUCCCCGGACAAGAGACCAGCGGCCGAGGACGUGCACAGGUUGCUCACCUACCUGCGGAUGCAAAGCCAAAGGGACUCAGAAGUCGACUUUGAGCAGCAGUGGAAUGCUCUUAAACCGAAUACAAACAGCAGAGACACUUCAAGUAAUGCGGCAUUCCCAAUCCUCGACCACUUCGCCAGGGACCGGCUGGGUCGUGAGGUGGAGGAAGUCCUCACCGUGACCGAGACCAGCCAGGGCCUGAGCUUUGAGUAUGUCUGGGAGGCAGCCAAGCACGACCACUUUGACGAGCGCGGUCGGGGCCCCCCGGACGAAGCCUUGUCCUACACGAGCAUCUUCUUUCCAGUUGAAGUUUUUGAGAGUUCACUUUCAGACCCCGGGCCGGGGAAACAAGAUGACAGUGGCCAGGAUGUGCCCCGUGGGGCCCCCGGAGUGGUCCCUGUGUUUGAUGCCCACAACCUUUCUGUUGGAAGCGACUAUUACAUCCAGUUGGAAGAAAAAGGCGGCAGCAACUUGGAGCUUGAUUACCCACCCGCACUGCUCACAACUGAAAUGGAUAACCCGGAAAGGAUACACGAGGAGGCGCCCCAACUCCUGACACUCCGGAACCUUGAAUUAGAGGAGUCCAGUACAGAUGAGGAUUUCUUCCAAAGCGGCGCAGACCCCAAAGAUUCCAACGUACCCGAGGACGUGCAGGUCCCCAGGGGCCCUGAAAGCCCUUUCAACAGUAUAUUUAGUGAUCUUGACAAAUCAGAGGAUCUGCCCAGUCACCAAAAGAUAUUUGACUUGAUGGAACUAAAUGGAGUUCAAACCGACUUGAAGCCGACCGCUUUCGGUUCAAGUCCGGACAACUCCAGAGAGUCCGUUGUAACGUGCCACUCUGAGAAAGAUAAGCCCCGUAAGCUUUUUGACGGCGAGCCUCUUUGCUUAUCAGAAACCCUCAUGCACCAAGAUAAUUUUGAUCCACUGAACGUUCAAGAGCUGUCAGCAAACUUUUUGUUUCUUCAAGAGAAAAACCUACUAAAAGACUCACUGUCUGACAAAGAACAUCUAAAUGAUCUUCAAACAGAACUUAAAAACGCUGGCUUCACCGAAACGAUAUUAGAAACUCCACAUAGGAACUCUUUAGGUACUGAAGUGAAGUUUGCCGAGAACAAACCAGGCUUUCCUUUGCUGCAGGAAAGCCUCAGCGCCAAGGGUCAGGAUGCAGGUGUCGUGUUCAAGGACAGCACUUUGAACACCUCGUUACAGUCUUCCCCAGAAGCGCGGGUACCUCCUACCUCGCUGGAGACAGAAGGAACAUCUCCCCGCUUACUUCCAGAUACGUCCCCGAAGCAGGGAGAACCCACAUGCUCGGAUGCCCGUAGCCACGAAGACGGUCUCUGCCAAGAAACGAAUCCGGACCCUGUGACCAUCACGGUAGAAACUCCCGCAGCGGCUGCCAGAGCACACGGUGUUGGUGACCAGUCCUGGGACCUGACCCGCCAAAGCGAAGAGGCCUUGACACUGACCAAAAGUGACCCGGUUCUUACUGAUGACAUUUUUGCCAAUGAGGUGAGUAUAGGAAGCAGUGUUCCAGAAUUGAGACAGAACUUCCCAAAUCAGCCGCUCUCAGAAGACCGACAUGCUGACCGUGCGCUGGAGAAAAGCUCGGAAGGUGCGGACGCUCUGAGUGAGCUGCAUUGUAAAGCGGCUGCCAAGGAGGGGGGCCUGGUGUCCGCCCUGUCCUCAGACUCGACCAGUCAAGACAGCCUCCUAGAAGACAGCUUGUCAACACCCAUUCCGACUUCGGAACAGUCCGUGGAGACCCCGGACUCUCUGGAUUCGGUGGAUGUCCGUGACGUUUUAUUGGGAUCCUUAGGCUCUCACACUCCUCAGAAACUCGUGCCCCCCGAUAAGCCUGCAGACAGUGGCUACGAGACGGAGAACCUGGAGUCCCCUGAAUGGACCCUGCACCCCGCCCCCGACGGCGCCUCGGCCGCGGAGGCGGCCACGGCGGGCGACGGCAGCCGUGGCACCCUGCCCCCCAACCCGGUCAUCGUCAUCUCAGACGCAGCCGACGGCCACAGGGGUACGGAAGUGGCCUCGCAGACUUUCGCGCCUGGCUCUCAGAGCUCGUACCGAGACUCCGCCUACUUCUCAGAUAAUGACUCUGAGCCUGACAAGAAGUCCGAGGGCGUCCCGGGACCCUUGGCCUCGGCCUUGGUGGUGGUAACGGACCAGCCGCUGCCUGAGCCGGUCGUGCCGGAGCAGAGUCCUGGCGCCAAGGACAGUUGCCUGGAAACCAGCCACGGCCAGCCAGACCGAAGCUGUCUCCCCGCUUUGCACAGUUCCGGUCACCCGGUGUCCAGAGACACUUCGGAACCGGCACCACCUGACGUUUCCAAACAGACGCCGCCUCCCGAAGACGAGGCCGGCAGUCCCUUGAGUUUGGGGAACUCCGAGCUGAGCAGCAGCGAUGACUUCGAGGCACCAGAGGAGCGCGCCUGCACGCUCGCUUCCACCGGAACCAACACCAACGAGCUCCUUGCCUUUGCGAGUUCCACCCUGUGCCCCAGCAGCGCGGCGGACGUGACGGCGGAGAAGUCGUCGUGCGGCCACUCCGAGGGCCCCAAGCUGAAGGAGCCGGACGUCGAAGGGAAGUACCUGGGGAAACUUGGAGUGUCGGGCAUGUUGGACCUCUCCGAGGACGGCAUGGAUGCCGACGAGGAGGAUGAAAACAGCGACGACUCGGACGAAGACCUGCGGGCGUUUCACCUGCACAGCCUGAGCUCCGAGUCGGAGGACGAGACCGAGCACCCGGUGCCCGUGAUCCUCAGCAACGAGGACGGGAGGCAUCUGCGCAGCCUGUUGAAACCUGCGGCCUCUGUCGCCAUCGACCAGCUGCCGGACGACUGGAAGAAAGAAAAGAAGGCGGUGACGUUUUUUGAUGAUGUCACAGUCUAUCUGUUUGACCAGGAGACCCCGACCAAAGAGCUGGGGCACUGCGGAGGAGAUGCCCACGACCCCGAGUUGAGCGGCCGCGGCCCGGCACCGCCUUCGGGUUCUCCCUACCUGAGCAGGUGCAUAAAUUCCGAAAGCUCGACCGAUGAAGAAGGUGGAGGCUUUGAAUGGGAUGAUGACUUCUCCCCGGACCCUUUUAUGGCGAAGACAACAAGUAACCUUCUCAGUUCCAAGCCUUCCCUUCAGACGUCCAAGUACUUCUCGCCGCCUCCGCCGCCCCGGAGCGCAGAGCAGAGCUGGCCUCACACGCCGCCAUAUUCCCGGUUCUCCAUCUCGCCUGCCAACAUCGCCAGCUUUUCUCUCACUCACCUUACUGACUCGGACAUGGAGCAAGGAGGAAGCAGCGAAGAUGGAGAAAAGGAUUAG